Molecule: messenger RNA, 1656 nt
Organism: Cutaneotrichosporon cavernicola
Lineage: Eukaryota; Fungi; Basidiomycota; Tremellomycetes; Trichosporonales; Trichosporonaceae
Exons: 7
Coding region: 1-1656 (551 amino acids)
Molecular function (GO): heme binding; oxidoreductase activity, acting on paired donors, with incorporation or reduction of molecular oxygen; iron ion binding
Source: RefSeq, a predicted model, not a curated record
AUGUCGAACUCGACGCUCCUCGCGCCCUUCGCGGGCUCGGACUGGCGUCUUGUGGGGUGGUGGACUCCCCUCCUCAUGGUAGGGAUAUGGUUCCUCGUGCGCCUCGUCACCCCGCCCCACAGUCCGCACAACACGUCCGAAGUACGUGCCCUUCCCGGCCCCUCGCGACCAUGGUUCGGCUGGCUUCUAGGCAACAUGGCACAGCUCGCCGACCACCGCGAGACUCUCAUCCAUCCCGACUGGUUCCAGUGGGGCUGGACGGGGAUGUAUGAGAGCCUGUUCGCCCAGAAACGGAUCUACACGUUCGACCCAGCCGCUGUGGUGUACAUCUUCGCCCAUCCUGAUGAAUUUGAGCGACCGCGCGACCUGCGUACUAUCCUGGGCCAUAUUAUGGGCUCCGACAGCUUAGUCGUUAAUGAGGGAGAGAAACAUCGGCGUAUGCGCCGCGCCUUGAACCCCGCGUUUUCGGCCGGCGCAAUCAAGGACAUGCUUCCCGCCAUCUACGAGAAGGCUGGAGAGCUCGUCGGUCUGUUUGAACGGCUCAUUGAUGACGAUGGUUUGGAAGGAUAUGCAGCGCACCCCCCAGCGCCAGAGGACAGGGUGCGCGGAGCUCGCAAGAUCGACGUCUUCAAGUUUGCGGGGAAUCUCACGACUGACGUGAUUGGCGUCGCGGGUUUCGAACAUGAUUUCAACUCACUCUCUCCAGAGGACGACAGCCCAGAACUCCUCGCCAACCGGUUCAACCGCCUCGUCGAUGCUGCUAACGGGAUGGUGUUGCUUACCGAGGCGCAGAACAUCCUGCCUGUCCUGGACAAGAUUCCGACGCAGAGCAGGCGCGUCAUCGGCGAGGUGCGCGGUCAGAUGGAGCGGCUCUCAGAUGUCGGCACCGAUGCGGGCGCCAAGGACCUCCUCUCGCUCCUUGUGAAGGGGAACACCGCCACCAAGGGCGACCAACACCUCAGCAACGACGAAGUGCGCGCGCAGAUGGCCUCACUCCUCUUUGCGGGGAGUACGACAACCGCCGCAACGAUCAGCUUCAUUCUCUUCGAGCUUGCAAAGUUGCCAGAAUGGCAGGAGAAGCUGCGCGCCGAAGUCUUGGCGAGCGACGAGUGCCCGCCCUUCGAAGUAAUCAACGCCCUGCCUCUCCUUGACGCGGUGAUCCGCGAGACCCUCCGCCUCCACCCGCCAGCGAGCUGCACGUGCCGCGCCGCGACCAAGGACAUGGUACUCCCCCUGUCCAAGUCCAUUCCGCUCAAGGACGGGCGCGUGAUCGACGCGCUCCCGGUGCGCAAGGGCUCAUACUUCUUCAUCUCCAUGGUGUGUCUCAACCGCCUCAAGGAGAUCUGGGGCGAUGACGCAGAGGACUUUAACCCCGCACGCCACGCCGACCCCGCGCUGCCCCGCAUGCAAGUGCCGGGCGUGUGGGGCAACGUUUCGUCGUUCAUUUCCGGGCCGCACGCGUGUAUUGGAUACCGCCUCGCCAUCCUCGAGAUCAAGGUCGUCUUAUAUACGCUCCUGCGCUCUUUCGAGUUCGACCUCCUGCCGUCCAAACCCGACAUCCAGCACUUCUCCAGUCUGGCGACACAGCCGCAAGUUAAGGGCGAGCUUGGCGGCCAGAUGCCCUUGCUUGUCCGCAAACUCCGCGGCACCGAGUAA